AUGCAACCAAAGAUUGUCGUUGUCUUUGGUGCCACCGGAAAACAGGGUGGCUCCGUCGUCAAAGCCCUUCUCAAAAACCCUUUGUACAAAGUACGCGCCGCUACCCGUAACAAAAACAGCGAAAAAGCCAAAUCAUUGCUAUUUCAAGGUGCCGAAGUCGUCUACUCAGACCUUGACGACUACGAAAGUGUAGUAAAUGCGCUCCAGGGUGCAUACGCAGUAUUCGGCCUAACGGAUUCUUUAUCAAUACUCGCCACCCUUGGUCCAGAAGAAUCCUGUAAGUCAGAAAUCAGGCAGGGCAAGAACAUCGCCAACGCAGCAGCCUCCACCCCUACCCUCCAACACUUCGUCUGGAGCACUCUCCCCCACACCCACACCUUUGCCGUACCUCACUUUGACUGCAAAGCAGCCGUCGAUGAGUUCAUCCUCACGACCCUCCCUUCUCUUGCCGCCAAAACGACCUUCUUCUAUGCGGGAUACUACGCAUCCAACCUCGUCGAACUCUUGCCACCCAUCAAAGAUGCAUCAUCUGGGAAAUAUACUUGGGUGCAACCAUGCUCUCCCGGAACGCUUACACCCAUGAUGGGUCUCGCCGAGAUUAACGUUGGCGUAUUCGUCGAAGCCAUCCUUGAGAAACCCGAGAUAUCUCUCCCGUCAAAAUACGUCCUAGGAUCCGUCGACAACUUAUCAUUUGGAGACGUCCUCGACUUGUGGGCGGAAACGCUAGGCGUUAAGGCCGAGUACGUCCAACUCGAUGGAGACGAGUACGCGAAGACUUUCUUUGCAGGAGAGUUGCUCGGGAAGGAAUUAGCUGUCAUGGCGAAGUUCUGGGAAGUGGAGGGACUUAGAGGAUAUGACAGUUCGGUGCUCACGAAGGAAUCUCUUGGCAUCGAUCCCACUCGACUGGUUACGACGAAGCAGGCGUUUGAACGGUUGGAUCGGGGUGUGGUACUGAACCCGUAA
Molecule: messenger RNA, 963 nt
Organism: Desarmillaria tabescens
Lineage: Eukaryota; Fungi; Basidiomycota; Agaricomycetes; Agaricales; Physalacriaceae
Exons: 2
Coding region: 1-963 (320 amino acids)
Cellular component (GO): nucleus
Source: RefSeq, a predicted model, not a curated record